Messenger RNA from Marasmius oreades (fairy-ring Marasmius), 2610 nucleotides. RefSeq lists its product as uncharacterized. Lineage: Eukaryota; Fungi; Basidiomycota; Agaricomycetes; Agaricales; Marasmiaceae. Gene Ontology annotation, molecular function: protein binding; RNA binding. The coding region runs from base 1 to 2610 and encodes 869 amino acids. Gene Ontology annotation, biological process: ribosomal small subunit biogenesis. The transcript has 14 exons. The record is from RefSeq and is a predicted model, not a curated record. Gene Ontology annotation, cellular component: nucleolus.
AUGCCUGCCCGAACGAAAACUUCCACCACUCGUUUGCCUCAAAAUCUCCUGGAACAAAUUGGACAAUCAGCUGCGCCAGAUAGUGACAAUCAGCCCCGACGACGGUCGUCCAAGACUCAAAUAUCUCGAAAGGAUGCCCGGAAACAAGAACGAGCACAACGAAAGCAGAAGAAAGCCGAGUACUUCACCUCUCAAGGAGUGAAACGUGCAGCUACGGAGGAACUUCAUGAUACCGGGAAACAGAGUAAACGGAAAAAAUUGUAUGGAAGUGCCGAUGGCUUAGGAAGGACGAAACCCAAUGCAUCUGCAGGCAAAAUUACAGAAAUCGCUAAAACUGAGAGGUCAAUCAAAGCAACCGCAUCGAAGACGGUGUCAUCUUCAAAAACCAUUGAAUCGACCCUAUCGAAACGCGUUAAAAAGUCUACGGUACCACUUGUGCGUGCGCCCAGGACGCAGCGGGAGAAAGAAGAAGAUGCGUACAUCGCUCAUCUCGAAUCAAAACUUGGAUAUAGUGGGAAGGGGAAGAAAACAAAAUAUAAUGACGGACUGGAUGACCUUCUCGAUUUUACUACAGGGCUCGAGCUGAAGCGAAUCGGGAUUAGUGCCUCUGAUGACGAGAGCGAAGAAAUGGAGGGGACGACUAGUGGAGAGGACGAAGCAGGCGAGGAGGACGAGUCUGAGUCUGAGGAACAUUUCAAGAAGGGUCUUGAACAGGAAUGGAAGGGCAUUGAACAUCACGAAGAUGAAGACGAGGAAUUGGAAUCUGCAGCCCAGGCAACCUUUUCGGCAGAGAGCUCUGAAAUAUUACCUGAAUCCCAGACCUCUUCUCAAGAACUCACGAAAUAUAUUCCCCCUCACUUGCGAAAUACGGGCUCCAUAUCCAACUCAGAAGCUUUAUUGAAACUCACUAAGCAGCUCAAAGGUCUCCUCAACCGAAUGUCAGAGCAAAACAUUGGCUCUAUAUUGGACAGCGUAGAAGAGCUCUUCCGGAACAAUAGACGUCACGAUAUAACGUCGACCCUCACCACCCUCAUUAUUGACGGGAUAAGCUCCCAUUCCUCACUUCUAGAUUCGUACGUUGUUCUUCAUGCAGCAUUCGUGGCAAGUCUAUACAAGAUGGUAGGGGUCGAAUUAGCCGCAUAUUUUGUUCAGAACGUGGUAUCCUCUUACGAACAACAUCUUGACGCUCUUCGAGACGAAAGCAAUGACACCAGUCCGGUCACUGAAGCAAAACAACAUGUGAAUGAUGAAGGCAAAGGAAAAGAAGCUUCUAACCUCAUCAUCCUGCUUUCGGAGCUGUAUAACUUCCAAGUUAUCUCUUGCGUCCUGGUAUACGAUAUCAUUCGAGGACUUUUGGACGGGGAAAUUAAAGAGAUACAAGUAGAGCUUCUGCUCAAGAUAGUCCGAAGUUCUGGUCAUCAACUACGACAGGAUGAUCCAUCCUCGUUACGGGAUAUAAUCCAAAUCGUUCAGGGCAAAAUGGGUGGAAACGAGAGCGAACUUAGCUCGAGAACACGUUUCAUGAUUGAAACUCUGAACAAUCUAAGGAACAACAAAGUCAAACGCAUCGGCGCCCAGAAUCAGGGUGAAGAGGCUGUGGAACGAAUGAGGAAAUUUUUGUCGGGUCUCAGUAAAAGACGUCAUGUGUUGGCGCACGAGCCUCUUCGGGUUUCUCUGCAAGACUUACAUUCAGCAGACACCAAAGGGAAAUGGUGGUUGGUCGGCGCUGCUUGGGGAGGGGACCCGCUGGUUGAUCGACAGGGAGCCAAAACGGAUGCUGGCAAAGACAAGGGAAUUUUAGGGAACGAACGUAGCAGUGGAAACACAAUGGAGAACAGCGCAUUGCUCAGACUGGCCAGAAAACAAGGGAUGAACACGGACAUCCGUCGAAGCAUUUUUGUGGUGCUUAUGAGUAGUGAUGACUACGUUGAUGCAUGCGAACGGUUAUCAGAAUUGAAACUCUCAGAAAUGCAGCAGAGAGAUAUAGCGCGAGUGCUGGUUCAUUGUUGUGGAAACGAAAAAACCUAUAACCCGUAUUAUACGCUUGUUUGCCAACAUCUUUGCCGAUUUUCUCACUCGUACAAGAUAACAUUGCAGUAUUGUCUCUGGGAUUUCCUUCGGGACAUGGGAGAGACCGAAGUCGGCGGAAUGGAGGUGAUAAAAAAUCUCAAGGACGAACAUGGUUUCGACGUGAAGAGUAUAUCUCCCUCGCGCAUGAAGAAUGUCGCAAAGGCAUAUGCCUGGUGGAUAGCAAAAGACUGUGUUAGUCUGCUGGUUUUGAAACCGAUAGAUUUCAGUCAACUAAAGCCCCAGGCCCAGGAUUUUCUGGAAGAACUCUUUGUUCAUAUCUUCUUGAGCAGCCAAUCCUCGUCUCCACUAACUGAGGUGGGAGGUAUUGCUAUUCGUAACAGGGGCUCAGUCGAAGAGAUAUUCAUCAAGGCUACGAAAGUCCAGACCUUGGCCAUGGGGCUGAUCUUCUUCUUUUCAAAAGUCUUUCGCUUCGGAACUGAGGACCAAUUCAAUGAAGAGACACGGAGACUCGUGAAAUGGGGCAUGGAUGUAGCCGAAGAUACAAUACAGACCGGCUUGGAUAUCGUUCCCCGCCUUUAG